Molecule: messenger RNA, 462 nt
Organism: Rotaria socialis
Lineage: Eukaryota; Metazoa; Rotifera; Eurotatoria; Philodinida; Philodinidae
Source: the annotation of a GenBank genome assembly
AUGCAAAAGCUCGUCAUCGUAAUAACAUUUAUAUGUUUUAGCCUUGCUACGGCUGGUGUGGAUCAUCUUCGAUCAGAUCGUGGCCAUCGUUUUCCAUCGGCUCGUGGCGAUCAUUUUUCAUCGGGCGGUAAUAUCAAUAUGUUGGCAUCAAAAUUGUGUGCCAAUAAUAGCUUGGCUCAAGCAUUUCUUAGCAAAAACCAAGCGGCUUUCACACAAUUGAAGUCGAAUGGAUCAUUUGCACAAUUUCUCGAAGAGAAAGCACAAGAAGUAGCCUACAUUCAAAAUAGUCCCAAUGUAGCUCUUCUCUCAUCGAACUGUACGCAAUAUUUCAAUGGUCUUGCAACUGCACGAAAUGCUGACAGGCAAAAAGAACGUCAACAACGGGAAUAUGAACGUAUUGGUGCUAAUCUCCUCCGGCAAAUCAUUCCAACUAUUUUUGGCUAUGGCAGUCAACGCCACUAA